Psilocybe cubensis is the source of this 861-nucleotide messenger RNA. RefSeq lists its product as uncharacterized. The transcript is spliced from 4 exons. The record is from RefSeq and is a predicted model, not a curated record. NCBI's taxonomy places the organism in Eukaryota, Fungi, Basidiomycota, Agaricomycetes, Agaricales, Agrocybaceae. The coding region runs from base 1 to 861 and encodes 286 amino acids.
AUGUCAUAUCUAUCCACUGAUAAAAUCUUGAAAUCCAGUGAUGGCACCGUUAUCUUCGCCAGAGCGGUUGGUCAACCUGAUCGACCCAGCCUGGUCUUUGUCCACGGGCUUGCGCUGAGUGGAAUUGUAUUUGACGACCUGUUCAAGAAUCAAGAUCUGUUAGAUCGGUUUUACCUGGUCUCAUAUGACAUGCGCGGACACGGAAGAAGUGGGAAGCCUGAUACAAUCGAGGGACAUGCAUCGAACUUGUACGCGGAUGAUUUUGUAGCGGUGGUUAACGCUUUCGGUCUACAGUCUCCUCUCUUCGUGGGCUGGAGCCUUGGCGCUACUGUCGCAUGCGAUAUUUGUGCGAAUCUAGAACCAGGCGCGAUCUCAGGAAUCGUAUACGCCGCAGGAAUGCCAUACCUCGGCCCAGUCACCAGUGUAGUUGGAAAACCAUUCGUUCUUGGGUGUCUUCCAGGUCUCUACUGCACCGAUAACGUUAACGUGUCGGUUGAAACCAAGGUCGCUUUUGUUGAUUCAGUCUUCACCGAUCCCGAUAGUGUUCCUAUACACAUCAAAUGGGCAUGGUUAGGCUCUGCAACAGUUCAGUAUCCUGCUGUAUCUCGAGCAGUUCUUGGGCGAAUACAGGAUCCAGAGAAACUUUACGAAGCUGGAUCCAACGGGCUUCCGUUAUUGCUGGUAUACGGUACAGAGGACAAACACCUGGAUGGCGAGGCCGCAGAUAAGUGGAUGAGGCCACAUUUCAAAGAUUUUGAGGUUCAUUUUAUUCAAGAGGGAAGCCAUUCGCCAUUCUACGACAAUGAAGAAGAAUUUGUUGGAGUUCUCGUCAAUUUCGCGUCUCGAGUCUUUUCCAAGUAG